AUGGAUUCCGCAGACACGCAAUACCUCUACCGAGAGACUCGUCUCAACCUCGAAGCGGCUUCUACGUCGUCUAUCGUCAAUAUCCGCGUUCCCUCGCUGACAUCCAACGGCAGAGGCGCAAUCCGCAGACUGACCAACGGGAACAGCGGCAAGAAUGUGAGCGAAGAUGAGGUGGCUUUCCGACUUAAGAACCUCGCUGCUGCCUCGUCGGUCUACCACAGAAAAUGGCACGAUGCACCGCGCAGCUUCCUCUGGAGGUUGCUCGAGGACGGCUUGGUAUUGAGCCUUCGUGUGGUCGAUACCUGUCGCCAAGAAAAGGCGGCGGAUGCGCCCCUUACGCUCAACUUCAGAUUCUCGGUACCGAUCCAACCGUCCUGCAUCGCCUUCGCCGACCCCCGCGAACACGAUGCGCUCUCGAUGUUCGUCCUCGACGAGUCUAGCUCUCUCUACACAUUUACUCUACGACCCGAUUUUUUCAGGAAGCGCUCCGCGAUUGAGACUGGUCCAGGCGAUGCUUGCAAGGCUUACCAGCCAAAGGUCUUCGGUCUGAAGCAUCCGCACCGAAUGGUCGCAGCAAGCCCCGAUCAGGUUGUCAUUUCCCUCUACGAUGGUGGCCUUGUGAGGCUCGAUAAGAACAAGGCUCAAGACUCCGCCAGCAACCCGUGGAAAGAGACGAUCUAUAACUCCCAAGGUUGGGCGCAGGGAAUCCGCAACUUCCUCCCUUUUAAGCAGAACAACUCUAUUCGAUACCACAACAUGUCCAUGGACGCCAGCGCGGCCACAUCGAUACAGGUCACGGACCUGGGCUUGGAUGAUGCCGCCUUCCUGUUUACUGUCUGCCUCGACCACCGCAUGCGGAUUUGGAACUUGCGGACCGGACAAAUCCUUUUCACCGGAGACAUCCUGAACGCUGACCGCAACCCUCAAGAGAUGGGCAAGUGGCAGAUUGAUCCAUCUCAAUCAAACCUGCUGCAGCUCGUUGGCGAUGGCCGGUAA
Messenger RNA from Colletotrichum siamense, 996 nucleotides. Its product is annotated as Nucleoporin NUP120. The coding region runs from base 1 to 996 and encodes 331 amino acids. Gene Ontology annotation, molecular function: structural constituent of nuclear pore. Gene Ontology annotation, cellular component: nuclear pore. The record is from RefSeq and is a predicted model, not a curated record. The transcript is spliced from 2 exons. Lineage: Eukaryota; Fungi; Ascomycota; Sordariomycetes; Glomerellales; Glomerellaceae.